This is a messenger RNA of Dissoconium aciculare CBS 342.82, 1001 nucleotides long. RefSeq lists its product as uncharacterized. The record is from RefSeq and is a predicted model, not a curated record. The transcript has 4 exons. Gene Ontology annotation, cellular component: extracellular region. The coding region runs from base 200 to 982 and encodes 260 amino acids. Gene Ontology annotation, biological process: cell wall biogenesis; (1->6)-beta-D-glucan biosynthetic process; fungal-type cell wall organization. NCBI's taxonomy places the organism in Eukaryota, Fungi, Ascomycota, Dothideomycetes, Mycosphaerellales, Dissoconiaceae.
GUUCCUCAAUCGACCAAACCAUUUCCCCCCUUCAUUCACUCACUUUCAGAGCCAGCGCCGGGUCGCAUUCACUCUCGUUACAACUCACGAAGUUCCAAGAAAACCGCACAGCACACGGCAAGAGUGCACACCAUCCGCUCAGUGUCCGCUCCACGCUGUUCACGAAUUGUUCUCUGAUCACAAAGCAACCACAAUCGCCAUGCGCUUCCAGUCUCUUCCUGCUCUGGCAGCGCUUGUGCCUCUGGUUGCUGCAGACUGGUUGAUCAAAUCACCAGCCGCUGGCGUGCAACUUACUGCCGGAGUUCCCAUAGUCGUCACCAUCGACGACUCAAGGGCCGCUCCACCGAUCUCGACAUUCUCAACAUUCACACUAGAAUUGAUCCAGGGUGGACAAGAUGAGGGAACUGGUCAGAAAAUGAUCACUCAGUUUGCCGGCGCAGCAGCGUUUCCGGAAAAUCGCCAAAUAACAGGUGUCGUACCUCUUGUUGCGACUUCCGAUCUGGCGAACUCAUUCUUCUUCAAACUCACAUCAUUCGCGGCAACCGGCGGCGGUUCAUACGUCAAUUGGUCUAACCGCUUCAGCAUCACUGGGUUCAGCGGUGGACCGCCUCUUGAUCCAGCUGUUAUUGCGGCCGUGACAGCGCUCGGCGGCGCGACAGCAGGACCAGACGCGAUCAACAGACUAGGACAGGGAGGCGCACCUGGCGGCGAUGUCUUUGACAUUCCAUUCAACCUACAGACCGGACUGACAAAAUACGCGCCCAUGCAACCCAUCCCGCCUACCAAGAUCACGGCUAAGGUUUUCAAGCCAUUGUUCCCGACCAGUGCGUAUAGCAUCGCAAAGACAUUCCUCCCGCUCCCCACCGUCCAGAAGACGGUGACACAACCACAGACUUUCUCCGCCUCAAGUAUUGAGAAUCCCGCCGCUCCGGCAUCGAUGCCUACCGAUAUGGCCAAAUACCUCAAGCGCUGGCAGGACUAGUGCGAGAGUAAGCAUCGGG